Molecule: messenger RNA, 4572 nt
Organism: Euleptes europaea (tarantolino)
Lineage: Eukaryota; Metazoa; Chordata; Lepidosauria; Squamata; Sphaerodactylidae
Gene: ZNF518A
Product: zinc finger protein 518A
Exons: 1
Coding region: 27-4547 (1506 amino acids)
Biological process (GO): regulation of transcription by RNA polymerase II
Cellular component (GO): nucleus
Molecular function (GO): DNA-binding transcription factor activity, RNA polymerase II-specific; RNA polymerase II transcription regulatory region sequence-specific DNA binding
Source: RefSeq, a predicted model, not a curated record
CAGUAUACUAAAGUAUUUUUUAAAAAAUGUCAUUCGAACAGGAACAAUCCUUUUACAUUGAAAAGGCAAUCUUAUUAAAAGAUAAUGUGUUGGAUAGCAUAUGUGAUCCAGUAUCAGAAACUGCUGUUCAAAAGUCUGCACCUCAGCCUGCAAUUUCGGACAUUUUCUCCCAUGGAUUAAAAAAUGUGAAAAUAGAAUUGCCCAGGGUAAAUAUCCCCAAUGAAGUAAUAACUAAACAUGAAAUUGACAGAUACAUGAAAUUGUUUCGAUGUAAAGAGAAACCUGCAACUGCAAUUUUCAUACAAGAGGAUAUGAACGGUAGCUAUCCAAACUGCUCUGAGAUAUUUGCUCCACAAAGUAAAGCAGAACUGUACCAUGAAGAGGGAUUGAAAACAUCUGCGAAAAUACUGAAUUUUAGCUGUACAAAAUGCAGAAACAACAUUCGAUACAGCCCAAAUGAUCUACAGAAACAUUUCCAGCUGCUGCACCGUGGAGAGUUGCCAUCUUACCCCUGUGAAAUGUGUAAUUUUUCGGCUAAUGACUUUCAGUCAUUUAACCAACACCGUCGGACGCAUCGUAGCACUUUAGUGAAAUGUGAAAUCUGUAACGACGAACACAGAUAUACGUUGUUGGAUCUGACGAAACAUUUCACAUCUAGGCAUUGCGUAAAUGGUCAUUUUCAAUGUGCAAAAUGUAGAUUUUCUACCCUGGAUGUAGGCACAUUUGUUCAGCAUAUUCAUAGGCACAAUGAAAUACAGUAUAAAUGUGAUAAAUGUCAACAUGUAAGUUUCUCAAACGAAGAGUUUCAAAAACAUGUUGUUUCGCACACUGGCACAUUUCCCUUCAGUUGUCAGUAUUGUAAUUACAUGGCGUCACGGAAAACCUAUCUUUUAAAACAUAUUAUUGCUUUGCACAGAGACCACCUGUAUGUAAAAGAUAAAAUGGAUGCAGAUAACAGUGAGAAGAAGAUGGAUACUUCAACAGGACUUAAACUUAUCUUGAAAAGGUACAAAACAGGGGCUUCAAGAAAGGCACUAUGGAGACGCAAAAGAAUUACCAGUGGUAGUUGUGUGAUUGAAGAAGAUGAACAAGGUGUUGGAGAUGCAAAUAACAUAGAGCCUAAAUCUGAAGAGAUAAGCCAGUCGGCAAAAGAUAUGCAGUUAAAUGAAGACCACAUUUUUCUUAGUGAAAAGCAUAUCCACAGUGGAACAAAAUCCUCUACAGCACUACAGUACAAUAGAACAGAAGAUGGAUUAUGUUCUGGACUGGGAUUGCUGAAAAAAGCUGUUCAUGGUCCUACAGUAUUGAUGGUGAAAAAUAAUAAAAUAUCUGUUCCAGCAAACUACAGUGCUAAAUUUAUGGGAUUCAAAAUGGUGGAUGGAAAGCAACAUAUAGUAAUAAAACUUUUACCCACAGAGAAACCGAAACUGCCAGCAGGUAAUAAAAUUGAUGGGGUUAAAGAUAGUUCAGCAGAAUGUCUUCAGCAUGACAACCUCAGCUUAUUUUCAGGUGCUGGAUAUCAUGAAAGUAAUCAACAAAUGUCUGCAAAUAAUUCUGCUCACUCAUUAACAACUGCAUUAUCUAACCAAUAUUCUAAUCAAUAUUCAGGAAAAAUAAAGCAAGAGAGUAACAGUUACUUUAGUUGGAAUACAUCUCGAGCUGUUGUACCUCCUGUUGUGGUGGUAGGAAAAUGUACUACUCGUUUUCCAUCGAAGCCAGAUACUGCCAUGUUUGGUUCUGGUUCGGUGUCGCAGACUGGAACAAAAGACAAUGUCUCCUGGAGGAAUAGUAUACCUCAAGAUCAUCCUCAGGUGUUAUCCUCUGCUGGAACAAAUAUGCUCCAUUAUGACCCCAUGAAGAAAACAUUUCUUUCAGAAUUCAAAAUGCUGAACGGUGAAGUGAACAGGAACAGUAAACACGAUAAUGUCUAUUAUCCAACUGAUUAUCGUAAUCAAACAACAUUGCCUUUUCAUAAUUACUCUAAAAUAGGCAUUCUGGAUACAUCCAAGGAGCUUAUAUCCAACAAGACUUUUCCUGUCCAAAGCAGCCCGGUAGGUGAAACUGCAGCAUGCUUUCCACAGUCUGUAGCAGGGUUAAAUUUAGAAAAAAGAUCUUCAAUGCCACCUGUUUAUAGCAAUGUAAAUACUAAGAAUGCUCCAGUAUUUUCAACCGGUCAGUCCAAAUAUACCAUUGAUGGACAGUGUUUUACAGAAAAUCAUCAUGACGGCAAGCGAUAUUUGAAUACUCGGGUAAAGCAAGUAUUGGAACAUAUAGCUGAAAACUCUAAACAAGACAAUGCUUCUAAUUGUAUUAAUUCAUCUAUGCCUAAAAUAACAUCAGUUUUUUCACUCCAGAGUAACCAGGCAUCCAAUUAUUUGUCACCAGAAGUAAACCAGUCAUUACAAGAUGUGUUAAAAGUAAAGCCAACUAUUCAGCCACAGAAGUACAUAAAAACUGAUUAUGAUCAAUCAUUUUCAAAUAGUUCAGAUUACAGAACAUUCACACCCUUCAGAGACCAAACAGUUAUGUCCAGCUUAGCCCAUUCUCCUGCUACGUUUAAAAGAGAGCUAAAUUUGAACUGCAACGCAACAAAAGAAAGUGUAUAUUUUAGGAAUGAACGACGGGUCCCAAUGACAUCUUUCAGAAUGCAAGAAACACAGUCAACUCCAAGGACAACAGGAAUGGGUACAUUGCGUAAAACUCAGACGGAUACAAUCAUAACACAACAGUUGGCAAAAGAUAAAUUGCACUACACUAUCCAAGGUCCUAAUGCUACUUGUCCAUCACUUUCAGAACAGAAGAAAGCAGUGCUACUUCAAUCACCUCCAUCAAGGUAUUUUGUACCUUUGCGCCUUGCCCACCAACAGGGUUUACAGGUUAUUACAGGAAAGCCUUCUCCAAGCAUAAGUUCAUCAAAUACUCAGGCAACAAGACCUCCGUCGUUACUUGUAAACAAAGGACCUGGAAUGAUUUUGACAUUUGGUAGUGGGCCACUUGGAACAAUUGCAAAUGCCACUGAAAACAAUUCUCAGGUUUUAGAUACAUUUUUCUCUAAGGGGUGUGCUAAAGAAGCAGUAUCGACACCACAGCUGGGGUUGACAAUAGGAAGCUCCAGAAGUGUACAAAACUCUUUUGGUGUUAGGGCAUGCAGUGGAACAGUAAGCGCAUCAUCGGUUGGUGUGCCGCAUAAGGAGUUGCUUCAUGUUGCUAAUUCCGGCGUCUGUCAUGAGAGUGGAAUUUCCUCUGUGAAAAUACCAGCAGGUUAUCAAGGCAGUAAAGUUGACUCCUUGGAGUCAAGAAAACAACAGGAGAUUGGACAAGAACAACCUGUUUAUGCACUUUUGCCCAAUGGCAGACAAGCAGUUUUUCUGAAAUGUAUGUCGCCAAACAAGUCUCUCGUACAGAACCAUAAUGUUUUUCAGGGUACUGCUUGUACUCAAAAUACGGAACCAAAGAAACCUGGAGCAGUGCAACAAAAGCUUUUUUUGAAAAUUAAGACCUUUCCUACUGCAGAGAACUGUCAACCAGUUAGCAAUGCUGCGUCAUCUUUACAGUUCAAUAAUAUGCAUUCCCUUAAUAGCCCUGCUGUAGAGCAAAAAAGGACAGCUUUUUCUUCUAGUGAUGCCUUAAUCUUACCAGGUAAAUCGAUGCCAGAAAAUGCCUGUUUGUCAAGCUGUAAAUCCAAGGACCCUUUCACUUUUGUAGAAUCUGUAUAUUCCUCUAAACAUGGGAAGACACGGUCACAAAAAUGUCCAUCUGACUCAGUGCAAAAAAGGACCAACGAAGGGAGCAGUUUUGGAAGCCAAAGGUCAACAGGGACAAUGACAAACAAAAUCUCAAAACCUAAGCGGCAUUCAAAGCAAACUAAUGUUAAGGUUUCUACUCUCACAGCCUCACAGAAGAACAGGAAUUUGAAGCGGAAAGCUAAGGAUGACCUUCAGGAAUACCCUAGAAAGAAAAUGCUGCAUCGAAAGUGUAAAGACAAAAAUCAAAUGGAUAUAAGUGAACUGGAAUCUUUGAUUCAGGCUCCUUGUAGUCAAAAAGUGUCAAAAGACACUGUGAGGAUUCUAAAAUUACUUCCUUUUAAUUCUAAGCAACUAAUCAAAUGCCCCCGAAGAAAUCAGCCAGUUGUAGUACUAAAUCAUCCUGAUGCAGAUGUUCCAGAAGUUGUAAAUGUUAUGAAGACUAUUGCUAAAUUUAAAGGACAUGUACUAAAGGUUUCUUUGUCAAAGAGAACUAUUGAUGCUCUUCUGGAGCCAGAAUAUUGUAGUAACAGUUUGUACAUAAUUACUGGUGAUCUCUCCCAAAAGAAGCGCAGAAUGCUGAAACCUGUUAGUCCUGUAAAAGAGAGGUUCGUUUUAAAAUUAACACUGAAGAAGACUAGCAAAAACAAUUAUCAGAUUGUAAAAAGUACCUCUGAUAAUACGCUGAAAACUAAAUUUAGCUGCUGGUUUUGUGGGAGGAUAUUUGACAACCAGGACAACUGGGUGGGGCAUGGGCAGCGUCAUCUAAUGGAAGCCACUCGAGACUGGAAUUCAUUAGGGUAAUUUAUUAUGGUUGGUGAAGAAGGCA